Molecule: messenger RNA, 2544 nt
Organism: Symbiodinium natans
Lineage: Eukaryota; Dinophyceae; Suessiales; Symbiodiniaceae
Source: the annotation of a GenBank genome assembly
AUGGAGUCAGGCGCUUCUCCAGAUGUUGUUGGCUGGACGCAAAGAAUUACUGCAGUGGGCAGGUCCCAGCAGUGGCAGCUGGCUGUGCACCUGCUCACGGAAAUGCAGACGUUUCGAGCCUGGCCAAAUGAAAUCACUUUUGGUGCUUGCAUGAGCGCCUGUGCAAGAGCAUCCAGAUGGCAAUCAUCUUUGCAGUUGAUGGUGAGUCUGCGUAAGGCAAGACUCCAACCCAAUACGGUUAUCUACAACACAGCCUUGGCUGCAUGCGAGAAAGCCUCGCAGUGGGCAGCGUCUCUUCAGCUUUUCGGCAGCUCGGGUGGAGCUCCCGAUCUUAUCACGUACAACUCCCUGAUCAGUACGAUGGGGCGCCCAAGUCGUUGGAGAAGUGCCUUGAGCUUGGUGGAAGCGGCGAAGGCAGCCGGGUUUGAGCCGGACCGAAUUACCCUCAACGCUGCCAUGAACGCCUGCAGCCGGGCCGGUUGCUGGGAGUGGGCUUUGACACUUCUGCACGACAUGCUCCGCACAGGCCCCGCCCCUUGUAUAGCAGACUUCAACGUUGCCAUCAGUGCGAUGGACGAAGCCUCGCAAUGGGAGCGUGCCCAAACGUUACUGCUGGAUGCCGAAGCUUCAGCGCUGGACGCAGACAUCGUAACGCACACUUCCAUGGUGUCGGCCCUCGGAAGUGGGAAGCAGUGGGAGGCAGCUUUGGGUUUGCUGCUGGCCAUAAUCGAGCGAAGAUUUCAGCCUCAACUGCAAACCUACAACGUGGCACUUUCGGCGGUCAGGCGGGCACAUGCCUGGCGCCACUGCAUGUGCACUGCUGAGACCCUGUCCGCUGCUGGACUUCACCGUGACAUAAUCACUCAGAACGAGCUAGUUCGGGCAUCAGCACUUGCAGGCCAGUGGCAGUGUGCUCACAGCUUGCUUCGAGGCGUAGGCGAUAUGUCUUGCCAGCCAACACGCAUUACCUUCAAUGCAGCUCUUCAGGGCUUUCAAUUUGGCCAAGGCGUCGAUCUUGCAAUCCAGCUGCUGGAUGACAUGCAGAAUCUUCGUUUGUCCCGAGAGCCUGUCGACUUCAGCCCGGUCAUUCUUGGCCUUGUGGCCGCCGACCGCGUAACGGAUGCGCUUCAAGUCUUGGAUUCGAUGCUGGUGGGCGCGUGUGGAAAGGGUCUUUAUGACAUUGUCACGGAGUUCCCAGAGCAGGAUAGGCGAGCACUGACGUGCCUGCGACGGACGAAGGCGCUUCCAGCAGUUGCAGCCUGUUUGACCGAGCUGCUGGCUGCAUGCGAAAGGGCAGAACCCGGCACACGGACUGAGCUUGCUUUGCUUAAGCUUCUCUCAUUGGGCGUGGACUAUGCCGAACAUACAGAGGACGGCGAGUUUGCAACUGGCGAAAUGGAUGGCGGCGAUGUGGCUCAUGAGGAGCUUCUACAGUUGGUUCGUUCCUUGGCCCCGGUAGGCCUUGCUGCUAGGCUUGCUGCUUGUGGCCGUGGUUCAGAGGCGUCAUUGCUCCUGUGGGACAUGCUUGCAGCGCCCACGUCACCUAGCGACGUGCCCGGCGAAGCGCUGAGUCGGCGGGCGGCGCUGUCACUGCAGGCGAAGCUGUGCCGGCGACCUCUCGUCUACCUGCCAACCCUGCCUCCAUGGAGUGCGACUUUUCUGGCUAUGCCGCCCAAGCGCUCCUAUGCACGCGAACUGAGCCUCCUGCGCUACGUUUUGAUGAAAGCCAAGCCAGGAAGCCCUGCUUCGGUUUGUGAAGCAGUCGAGGCCCACAGCCGCAGGGUCCUCGGGGCCGAAGGGAUGUGGUCCAAGUUUGCAGGUGGUGGAAAAGCCGAUUGCCUGGUUGCUGCUGCGGCAGGUUCUGCCGCAGACAGUCCCGUGCUGGAGAUCGGCACCUACUGUGGUUAUGCAACCUUGCGCCUAGUACAAUCUCUGCCACACGCACAGAUCAUAAGCCUGGAAUCAGAUCCAAUGAUGGUGGUCGUUGCUCGAGCUUUUCUGGCGCUGUCAGGACGAGUGGCUGAACAAGUUGAUGUUCGCACCGGCCACAGCCGCUCAUUGCUCCCGACCCUCUCAGCAUCCUUCGGCUUGGUCUUCAUGGAUAUUUGGGGUUCCCAGUACAUCGAAACAUGUCAAGAGCUUGACUCACUUGGACUGCUUCGACCACGUGCCACAGUUGUGGCCGACAAUGUCCUGGAGACUGGCGCCAUCUUGUAUCUGUGGCACGUUGCGAAUCCAGCCGCAGAUUUCCGCACGCAAGUUCUGACUGUCGAGUUCACCAGCCCUGGCCGCGCUGGCUCACCGGGUGUUGAGGAAGACUGGCUUACCGUGAGCGUCGCACGUCCCAAAAGCCACGAGGCCUCCAAAGGCCCCAACGGCCCCAAACCCCCUCCACAGGUCCUCGAAGCCCAUCGGGCCUCUGAGCGGAUGCGGGAGAUGGUGUUCAGCCCUGGGCACUCCGUGACAGCCAAGGAGCGUUCCGCCUUCUGUGCUAAGCUCAAAGGCCUUGUCUGCAGCGCGCUGCCUCAUGUGGAGCCGCUGUGA